Molecule: messenger RNA, 849 nt
Organism: Mycena citricolor
Lineage: Eukaryota; Fungi; Basidiomycota; Agaricomycetes; Agaricales; Mycenaceae
Source: the annotation of a GenBank genome assembly
AUGACCAAAGCUCCACACGCACACAAAUCCACCAUUUCGUUCCGAUUCCCAUUGUCGUCUGGGAGUCCGUCUCCUCCUUCCAUCCUACUAUUGUCACCCGAUCUGGCGCAUCAAAUCCAGCCCAGGACCUCUAAUCCCUACCUCGCCCUCCCGCCGCCUGAAGACGAGAUCCCCAACCUUGACAAGUUACCCUCCAAACAACCACCUUCACCCCCACCUACCACGCCUGCUUGUACCAUGUCAGGACAUCACUGCAUCACCCUUGCCGCCAAUCCCCCCUACUUUGAUGGGGACCCGUCCAAAUAUCUGGGCUUUGAUGAGACCAAGAUCCUCUUUGUCCUCUCCUACCUCCGUAACAAGACCGGCACGAGCUGCGCCGCCUCAAGAUGGGCAAUGAACUGGAAGCAGCACAACUUCGAUGGCUUCCAGGGGCUGAAGGCAGGGGUCACAUCAAAGAACUUCCUGGAGGAGCUUCAGAGGGCUUUUGGGGACUCCAAUGCGGAACAAGUCACUGCUGCUCGACUCAUGGCCCUGCACCAGAACAAACGAUCCUUUGCGGACUACAUCUCCGACUUCAAGAUGUUGGCUGUAGACGCAGGAUACAAUGUGGUCAAUACCACCAACAAAAAGGGCGAGUACAAGCAGGGGGACCAAGACAAUAUCCUCAUCGAGUUCCUGGAGCGCGGACUCAGUAGCGAGAUUGCUAGCCAUCUCUACAACACUGGUGUCCCUCUGCCCAAGGCCUAUGGGGCCUUCAAAGCCUGGUGUAUCAACAUCGAAGCCAAUGCUCUACGCGACCAGCCACGCAAGGCAUCUUACGGGCAUCCCACGCCACAACCACCCCCCUAA